UCCAAUUCCACAUCUGUCUGCUCCACGAUGAUUCCUCGGAGGCAGAGGUAUGGCCUCACAAGUCUUGGUCUACCCACCAUAUGUUUAUCAAACCCAGUCAAGUGCCUUUUGCAGUGUGAAGAAACUCAAAGUAGAGCCAAGCAGUUGUGUAUUCCAGGAAAGAAACUAUCCACGGACAUAUGUGAAUGGUAGAAACUUUGGAAAUUCUCAUCCUCCCACAAAGGGUAGUGCUUUUCAGACAAAGAUACCAUUUAACAGACCUCGAGGACACAACUUUUCACUGAAGACAAGUGCUGUUGUUUUAAAAAAUACGGCAGGUGCUACAAAGGUCUUAGCUCAGGCGCAGCACGUUCAAGUGGAGGCACCUCAGUUUGGGACUUGGCGAAACAGGUUCCACAUACUAGAAGGCCCCCAGCGAUGCGGAUUGAAGCGCAAAAGUGAGGAGUUGGAUAAUCAUAGUAGCGCAAUGCAGAUUGUUGAUGAAUUGUCCAUACUUCCUGCAAUGUUGCAAACGAACAUGGGAAAUCCAGUGACAGUUGUGACAGCAACCACAGGAUCCAAACAGAAUUGUACCACUGGAGAAGGGGACUAUCAGUUAGUCCAGCAUGAAGUCUUGUGCUCCAUGAAAAAUACUUACGAAGUUCUUGAUUUUCUUGGUCGAGGCACUUUUGGCCAGGUAGUUAAAUGCUGGAAAAGAGGGACAAAUGAAAUUGUGGCAAUCAAAAUUUUGAAGAAUCAUCCUUCUUAUGCACGUCAAGGUCAAAUAGAAGUGAGCAUAUUAGCAAGACUCAGUACUGAAAAUGCUGAUGAAUAUAACUUUGUACGAGCUUAUGAAUGCUUUCAGCACCGAAACCAUACUUGUUUAGUUUUUGAGAUGCUGGAACAAAAUUUGUAUGAUUUUCUGAAACAAAAUAAAUUCAGUCCCUUGCCACUAAAAGUAAUUCGGCCCAUCCUUCAACAAGUGGCCACUGCACUGAAAAAAUUGAAAAGUCUUGGUUUAAUUCAUGCUGACCUCAAGCCAGAAAAUAUUAUGUUGGUGGAUCCUGUCCGGCAGCCAUACAGGGUUAAAGUAAUAGACUUUGGGUCUGCCAGUCAUGUAUCAAAGACUGUCUGUUCAACAUAUCUACAAUCUCGGUACUACAGAGCUCCAGAGAUUAUAUUGGGGUUGCCGUUUUGCGAAGCCAUAGACAUGUGGUCGUUGGGCUGUGUGAUUGCAGAGUUAUUCCUUGGAUGGCCACUCUACCCAGGAGCCUUGGAGUAUGACCAGAUUCGAUACAUUUCUCAGACUCAAGGUUUACCAGGAGAACAGUUAUUAAAUGUGGGUACGAAGUCCACAAGAUUUUUUUGCAGAGAAACAAAUAUUUCUCAUUCUGGUUGGAGAUUAAAGACUCUAGAAGAGCAUGAGACAGAGACAGGAAUGAAGUCUAAAGAAGCCAGAAAGUACAUAUUCAACAGCUUGGAUGAUAUAGUGCAUGUGAACACGGUGAUGGAUUUGGAAGGAAGUGAUCUUUUGGCCGAGAAAGCUGAUAGAAGAGAAUUUGUUAGCCUUUUGAAGAAAAUGUUGCUGAUUGAUGCAGAUUUAAGAAUUACUCCAACUGAAACUUUGAACCAUCCUUUUGUUAAUAUGAAACAUCUUUUAGAUUUUCCUCAUAGCAACCAUGUAAAAUCCUGUUUUCAUAUUAUGGAUAUUUGUAAGUCUCAUCUAAAUUCAUGUGACACAAAUAAUCACAGUAAAGCAUCACUUUUAAGACCAGUUGCUUCAGGCAGUGCUGCUAAUCUGACGGCAAAUUUUACUAAAAUUGGCACACUAAGAAGCCAGGCGCUAACCACGUCCACGCAUUCCGCUGUGCACCACGGGAUGCCUCUGCAGGCGGGACCUGCGCAGUUUGCUUGUGGUGAUGCUUUCCAGCAGACACUGAUCAUCUGUCCGCCAACGAUCCCAGGUAUUCCUGCAACUCACGGUAAACCCACUAGUUACUCAAUCAGGGUAGAUAACACAGUUCCCCUUGUGACUCAGGCCGCAGCUGUGCAGCCGCUGCAGAUCCGAGCAGGAGUUCUUUCCCAGCAGGCGUGGUCUGGUAGAACACAGCAGAUGCUGGUACCUGCCUGGCAACAGAUAGCACCCAUGGCUCCUGCUACAACUACACUAACUUCUGAGGGUGUGGCUGGUUCACAAAGGCUUGGAGACUGGGGGAAAAUUAUUUCACACAGCAACCAUUAUAACUCAGUGAUGCCGCAGCCUCUGCUCACCAAUCAGAUAACCCUCUCUGCCCCUCAGCCCAUAAGUGUGGGCAUUGCACACGUGGUCUGGCCACAGCCUGCCACCACCAAGAAAAACAAGCUCUGCCACAACAGAGGUAUUUUGGUAAAACUAAUGGAAUGGGAGCCAGGAAGAGAGGAAAUAAAUGCUUUCAGUUGGAGUAAUUCAAUGCAGAAUACCAAUAUUCCCCAUUCAGCAUUUAUUUCUCCAAAGAUGGUCAAUGGGAAAGAUGUCGAGGAAGUCAGUUGUGUUGAAACACAGGACAAUCAUGACCCAGAAGGAGAGGCAAGAAACGGGUGUGGCACGCCUGUCAGACAGGACUCGGACUCCUCGGGCUCAGACAAACAGCGGCAAACCAUCGUCAUCGCCGACUCCCCAAGCCCCGCCGUGAGUGUCAUCACCAUCAGCAGCGACACCGACGAGGAGGAGACGUCGCAGAGGCACUCGCGCCGAGAAUGUAAAGGGAAUCUCGAUUGUGAAGCUUGUCAGAGCACUUUGAAUAUUGACCGGAUGUGCUCACUAAGUAGUCCUGAUAGUACUUUGAGCACCAGCUCCUCCGGGCAGUUCAGCCCAUCCCCUUGCAAGAGACCCAACAGCAUGUCAGAUGAAGAGCAAGAAAGUGGCUGUGAUACUGUGGAUGGCUCUCCAACAUCCGAGUCUUCCGGGCACGGCAGUCCGUUUGCAGAGAACAGCUUUGUGGAGAACACUCAUCCGAACACAGACCUGGUAACCUCCUCGGACACGAAAACCAAACCAGCUGUUUGCACUGUGGGGGUGCCGCCACUGGGGCUGGAAAACGGAUUAAAUGCCGAUGAGCAUAUGACAAACACAGAUUCUCCAUGCCAGCCAUUAAUAAAAGGACGGCCUGCUCCUGGAAGAUCACAUCAGCCUUCGGCAGUGGGCAGUCGUCAGCAGAAAUUGACAUCAGCAUUCCAGCAGCAGCAUUUGAACUACAGUCAGGUUCAACACUUUGGAUCUGGACAUCAAGAGUGGAAUGGAAACUUUGGCCAUCGACGACAAGCUUAUAUCCCUACUAGUGUUACCAGUAAUCCAUUCACUCUUUCUCAUGGAAGUCCCAGUCACACAGCAGUGCAUGCCCAUCUGGCUGGAAGUGCUCACCUUGGAGGACAGCCUACUUUCCUUCCAUACCCAUCAUCAGCUGCCCUCAGUAGUGCUGCACCAGUGGCCCACCUCUUAGCCUCUCCAUGUACCUCAAGACCUAUGUUACAGCAUCCAACCUAUAACCUCUCCCAUCCCAGUGGCAUAGUUCACCAAGUCCCAGUGGGCAUAAAUCCCCGUCUGUUACCAUCCCCAACCAUUCAUCAGACUCCGUACAAACCAAUCUUCCCACCACAUUCUUACAUUGCAGCGUCACCUGCAUAUACUGGAUUUCCAUUGAGUCCAACAAAACUCAGCCAGUAUCCAUAUAUGUGAAAACUCAAAACAGUAUAUUGAGGAAGCUCAAUGAAAUAACCAUUUGAUUAAAAAUAAAAACAUGGUAUUUAAUAAAUAUUAGCCAUGGCACAAGAAAAUUAUUUUUGAAUCAUGUAGACUUGGGUGCAAUUUAAACAACUUUGAGCUUUAAAAAAAACUCACUUUUAAUGUGUUUUGCACAUUUGGUAUAACUUGUCUUUGGUCAUGUUAUCUUCUUAUGUAGUAACUCUAGACAGGUGACUUAUGGGAGCAGAAGUCCAGUUUUGCUCCUGCUAUUUUUUAUAAAAUUGCCUUCUAACUAGUGCAAGACACGUCCACAUUUGGGAAGCCAUUCUGUGUACAGACUUAGAGCAACAGAUGCACAUAUGUCAGAAUUACAGCAUACAAGUGAAGUGUAUUAUCUCUGUCUUAGUGUGUAAAUGUUGGGUCACUUACCUAAGAAGUUGAGCUAUUGUUCUUUACAUUUGCAUGUGUCUUUUGCAUGGGCAAAAUGUUGCCUAGACUUUGCUCUUAAAUGUUGUUCUAAUAAUCUCAGCUGCAUUGUAAACCGUUCCCACACAUAGUGCCUUAAAUAUUUGAGGUUGUUAAUGUUAUUACUUAUUAUAAAUGUUGAGGACUGCAGCACUUAAAAUCCAGACCUACUCUUUUCUUUUGAUAGAGUAAUGUUCUUUUUGGGUUUUGUGUGGUAUGAUUUUGGAUAGUAACUGUUUUUUCUUUAUUAAGAGGGCAGCAUGUUUGCUAUAGCUAAAUUCUGCUGUCUGAUUUUUCAGAAUGAUCUAGCUUCAAGAAAAGCAAGCAGUUUGUAGUGCUUAAGAAAAAUUAAUUCAGUAUCUAAUGGAUAGUUGAUAACUGUCACAACACGGCAUUUUAUAUAAUGUUAAGUGAAACUGCAAUACAAUCUAGGUUUAUUUUGGGAGUGUUUGCUGUAUAAUUGGAUUUAAUAAAAUGUUUAGAGAUAUGCAGUAGGCAUGACUUUGAAUAGAUAAAGGAAGAAAAUGCAAAAUGCUCAUUGAUUCAUGAUGUGGUUUCAUCUUAGCUUGGGCAAACCAUGCAGUAUUUAAUAAAUAGUAGCAGAAUAUUUACUAUUGAAGCUUGAAAAGAUGUGAGUUCUUUGUGUGCAAUUUUUCAUUUAUGCAUGUGAGAGGGUUUUUUAAAAAAAUAUUUUUACAUUGUAUUUGUUUUGCUUGUUGGUGGUGUUUGCUUAUUUAAUACAUUCCGUCAGGGACAAAAAUUACAUGCUUUUUCCCCCCCUUCCCUUAGGAAGUAUGUCUUGGGUUUUACCCCCUUUAUUGAAUUCAUUUCUUUCUUUUUUUGUGGUGGUGGUGAUGUUUAAAUGAAGUUGCUUUUACAGCACCAAAGACUUUAUCAUCCAUUUCCUAUAUAAAAGGUAGCUACUUUUUGCAUAGACCUCGAGUAUAUUGUAGUGUAGAGAUGGAAUUUAAGAAAGGUAUUAAACUGAGGCUGUGUUUUAGCUUACGGGCAAGUAAUAAAUUGUAUCAUUUAUCUUGAAUGUAUCAUAGAUAAGCUGCUAUAUAACGAUUGCCACUUCAGAUAGCUGUGAAAUUAGGUGAUUAACUAGUUGUUACUUAGCCUUCUAAUUUCUGUAUAAGUCUAAUUACAUGAAAUAGAAUUUGGGGUUUUGGUUUUUUGUUGUUUUUUUUUUUUUAACUUGGCUUUCUGUUUGGAGUGUCAUUGUAACUACUGUACUGUAAAUGAUGGAAAAUAAUUGCUUAUGUUAUUUUGGAGUGUGUUAUUUGCAUCAGUAUUUUAUCUCUAUUAAUGUUUGUGCUCAUCACUGCAUAUAAAAACAACUUGGAUGUAUCAAUGUAACUUGAUUUUUUAUUUUCAUACUGGUAUUGUAGACACUUGAUUGAGAAAGCUGUAUCUUGCAGGCUUGACUUAACUUUUUUUUCCUUAAAAAUCUGGAAUGUAAUCUUACAGCAUUUACUGGAAUACAGAGUACAAAACAGUUGGGUGUAGACCUCUCCAAAUGUUUUGGACUUACAGCAUUUCUUUGGUGAAUGAGUUGCAUACCACUAGUACAGCGCUGACAAUAAGCUAAUAAUGGACAAACAUUUCUUUACUCCAUUAACACAAGCAGUGUUUUAUUUAAUAAUCAAUGAAAUGUGCCUGAAAUUGGUUUUUAAAAAUUACAGUAUUAGAUCAUAAGAUGAAAACCAGCAGUACAUUUUUAGUCACACUGAAAAUGAAGGACUUAAUUUUCCCCACAAGUUUCAGUGUUUUUAGUAAUCAAUUCUAUGCAUUUUAUAUAAAUAUAAAUAUAUAGCUAAAUAUAGUACACAUAAGGAAGGAGUGGCCUGAUUAAUUUAAAAGAUAAUACACAGAUGACAAAUUUCUGGAGUCACCGUUUAACCCUUUCAUGGCCCGUGGGACAUAUAUCACCCGCCAACAUUUUCAACCUCUCAGCUUUCUUGGGAACCUGAUCGCCCAGUGGUACGUAGUCUGUGCCUGGCGGGGACUUGUGUAACUGUGUGUGAACCUAAGGAAGUAGGCCUUACCCAAGCAAUCCUACCACAAGAGUCCACCUGGGACUUCUGUGCCCUGUAUAAUUGUAUCAAAGCCCAUAUUACCUCAGACCAGCUUUUUUUAUCUCUUAUUUUCAGCAUGCCUGUCAUUACUGAAAAUACUUAUCAAAAUAAAGAUCCAAGCAGAAAGUGGUUCAGUCAUGAAAGGGUUAAGCAAUGUUGCCGCUCUCCAGAGCCUUUUACUUUAAAGUGUCACACAUCCAGGGGAUGCUGGCCUUUGCUCCCUUCUUGGAAAUGAAAUCAGUGCUGGGCGUGGGUAUUUCAGAAACAGCACGUACAAGUACAGAACUGGCUCAGCUUGAUUUUUUUUCAGGGUCCAAUUCAAAUGUUCCCUGACAUGUCUUAUUUUCUGUAUUUAAGUUUCAAGACCGAGAUCGUCUUGCUAAAUGGACAAUAAAUGGUAAAAUUCAACAUUUUCAUAAACAAUCAUAAUGUUUGAUAACCCCAGUUAAGUACACUGUUCUUAAUUGAUUAUAAUCAUGGACUUUUUAAUGUAUCUAAAAGAAAACCAUUUUUAAAUUCUACUAAUCUGAAUUUAGUUUAUUGACAAAAAGAAUCUGGGUAAUGUCUUUAAAACCAUUUUUACCAGUUUUCUUGGUUUUAAUUGCCUUUUUAAAUAAAACACUGCAUGACUUCCCAUUUACAUAUUUGCAUACUAUUUUAAUUCACAAGUGAUUUUAAAUGAAAUAUCCUGAUAUUUAGUUUGUUUUCCCUUUGGAGUUUUUAAUUAAAGAUGUUACUGUAAUAGCAAAAUCAUUUUCGUUUUUAAAAUCUACUAAUUUUAAACUUUGUGUUAAGUAAAAGUUAAAUCAUACACUGCAAGGUGUAGAGGAUUUGUUUUAAUGAACCCAGUGAUAGAUAUUUGAUGAUUAAGUUUGACUUGUUAACUGUCUAACAGUUGUAGACUGUGGCUUUCUUCUUGGGUUUGUUUGUUUUUGCUUUGACUUCUGUGCUACACUCGUUUGCCAUGUAGCAAUUGCACUGUGCAAUAUUACAAUAAGGACUGGGAAAAAAUUUUAUGGAUGUAAUGUCUAUUACGGUUUGCGAUAGUAUUUCUCUCUAGUUCUCAGUGAUUUAAAUGUGACCAAGCCUUCUGUACUUUGUCACAAAAAGCGGGUUUUCCAGGUGACUCUUUUGGUGAGUGUCAAAAUAAGAAUUUAUGGUGUAUUACUGUCGAUUCACUUUGAAUUAAAAUAUAUAUAUUGCAGCAAA
Messenger RNA from Echinops telfairi (small Madagascar hedgehog), 7452 nucleotides. RefSeq names its product homeodomain interacting protein kinase 3 (gene HIPK3). Gene Ontology annotation, molecular function: ATP binding; protein tyrosine kinase activity; protein serine/threonine kinase activity. The record is from RefSeq and is a predicted model, not a curated record. The transcript has 17 exons. Lineage: Eukaryota; Metazoa; Chordata; Mammalia; Afrosoricida; Tenrecidae. The coding region runs from base 50 to 3694 and encodes 1214 amino acids. Gene Ontology annotation, cellular component: PML body; nucleus; cytoplasm. Gene Ontology annotation, biological process: peptidyl-serine phosphorylation; peptidyl-threonine phosphorylation.